Messenger RNA from Schistocerca cancellata (South American locust), 2184 nucleotides. Its product is annotated as probable G-protein coupled receptor CG31760. The transcript has 13 exons. Gene Ontology annotation, molecular function: G protein-coupled receptor activity. Gene Ontology annotation, cellular component: membrane. Gene Ontology annotation, biological process: G protein-coupled receptor signaling pathway. NCBI's taxonomy places the organism in Eukaryota, Metazoa, Arthropoda, Insecta, Orthoptera, Acrididae. The coding region runs from base 21 to 2171 and encodes 716 amino acids. The record is from RefSeq and is a predicted model, not a curated record.
AGGACCAAUGAGGCCUUGCGAUGGGCCAGUCCCGGCUCUGGCUGCAGAGGUCGCUGCUGCUGCUGGUGGCCGCGCUGCUCGGCUGCCUGACGCCCGCCAAGCCAGAGGACGGCGCGACCACGAGAAAGGCUAGAGCGGAGGCGGCGCUGCAGGUGGUGCACGACGUGGCGACGGAGAACCUGGGCGCGCUGUGCGUCACCGAGCCCUACCGCUCGCUGCCCGCCGGGCUCGACACCAGCCGCUACGAGGGCGCUCGCCAGAAGGCCGACAUGGCCGCCUCCAUGCUGCAGGACCUGGGCCUCACACACCACGCAAGCCUGCUGGACGCGCUGGUGCGCAGCCUGGUGAUGUCGGACCGGCACGUGGUGGCGGCGCGGCUGCUGUCGCUGGACGACUCGUCCGGCUCGGUGCUGGCGGUGUCAGCGUGGCAGCGCGCCCGCGGCCCGGCGCCCGCGCUGGCGGGCCCGACGCGCGACGACGCCGCCCCCGUGGCUGGACGCCGCCCCGACGCACACCUGCCCUGGUUCGAGGAUGCCGCCUCCAGUCCUGCGCUCCGCUCGCCCAAGUUCGUGCCGUCGCCCGUGAACGCCUCGUACCGCGGCUGGUGGACCUACCCCUACUACUCGUGCCACGUGCGCCUCUGGCUCGUCUCCUACAGCAUCGCCAUCCAGCCCUCGUCGCACCGGGGGACGAAGGGCUACUUGUCACUUGACGUGAACGUGACGCCGUUGGAGGUGAACCAGUGCGAGGCAAGCAGCGAGCCACCUCCGCGCUCCGAGCUGCGGGCAUUCCACAGUACGCACAAGUGCCACAAUGACACCACGCAGUGCGAGCUCCGGCCGAGCCCCGGCUGGGUGCGUGGCGGCUACGUUUGCCGCUGCCGGGAGGGCUUCUACUCGCCGCACCACGGCGGCGUCUUCAACGGCACGCUGGUGGAAGCGGCAUGGCAGGAGCGCGAACAGAACGUGAGCUCGCUGUACGACGAGCUGUUCCGGUGCUUCCGCUGCGCGCCCGGCUGUGCCACCUGCCGCGACCCUUCGCCCUGCCUGGCGCCCUACAACUGGCCCUUCAGGCUGACGCUGCUGUCGUUUUCGGUGCUGUGCGCACUGUGCACCCUGGGCCUGGUCUGUUACGUCUACCAGCACAGAAGGCUCAAGGUGUUCAAGGUGGCGAGCCCCAUUUUCCUGGGCAUCACGUUACUCGGAUGUUCCAUCAUGUAUCUCGAGAUGGCCGCCAUUUUCCCUGUGCUGGAUAUGUACUCCUGCAUCGCUACGAAGUGGAGUCGGCACCUUGGUUUCUGCAUAACGUACACGGCUCUCCUGAUGAAGACGUGGAGGGUAUCACUAACAUACAGGGUAAAGUCAGCACAUAAGGUGAAGCUGACAGACAAACAAUUGCUCCAGUGGAUGUUUCCCAUUCUGCUAGUUAUGCUCAUCUACUUGGGAACAUGGACUCUGAGUGCUCCACCUACAGCAGAAGAAAUACAUGAUAGCAUAGGCCUUAGGUUUAAGCAAUGCUCCUACAACUGGUGGGAUCACAGUCUAGCUAUAGGUGAAGUGCUUUUCCUGGCAUGGGGUAUAAGAGUCUGCUAUAAUGUUCGCAAUGCGGAAUCACUGUACAAUGAGGCCCGACUCAUCAGCUAUGCCAUUUACAAUAUUGCAAUUGUGAACAUUACUAUGAUUGCAUUCCACUUGUUCAUCUUUCCUCAUGCUGGCCCUGACAUCAAGUAUCUGCUAGGUUUCAUCCGAACUCAGCUGAGUACAUCUGUCACAGUGGGGCUCGUAUUUGGUCCUAAGAUUGUGCGUGUGCUACGUGGUCAGGGUGAUCAAUGGGACAACCGUGCACGUGCACGGGGAGUAACAGCAUCUUUCUCUCUUAAUGGUAUUGGAUUGAUGCCGGAAGAGACUCCAGAUCUGUACCAGGAAAAUGAGGAACUGAAGGAAGAGAUUCAGAAGCUGGCUGCUCAGAUUGAAUUUAUGAAGAUCGUUCAUAUGGAGAUGAACAACAGGCACUUAAAGCCUAAACCUGGUGGCUACUUCAAUGCUGCCAGUACAGCAGUGACUUUGCAGAGUCCAUUGGGAAAAACAUCUGGAUUUGUUGUGGGCAAGAGCUCUGGAGCUGAGGAAAGCUGCAUUGUCUCAGCUACUGAUGGUGCUAGUGAACGUGUCUGACUAGUAGUCAAUA